Molecule: messenger RNA, 2482 nt
Organism: Wyeomyia smithii (pitcher-plant mosquito)
Lineage: Eukaryota; Metazoa; Arthropoda; Insecta; Diptera; Culicidae
Exons: 2
Coding region: 474-1703 (409 amino acids)
Source: RefSeq, a predicted model, not a curated record
AAGGCUGGUUUGGCUCAUAAGUGUUGCACACAGCAUAACAAUUUCAGGCGCUUAGAUCGCAAGUGUACCCAGGUAGACAAAUGGCCUAACGACAAAGGUAGCUUUAUUUAUUAUUACCGUGUUCAUUUCUGUUCCGAACCCGCCAUGGAUUGGUCGCAUCUGCCGUUGGACCCGUUGGAAGUAAUUUUCAGUAAGCUCGAGUUUAAAGAUCGGAUUGCUUGCUCGUUGGUGUGUCGCAGCUGGUGUAGUGCUCUGUUCUGUUGCCCAACAUUGGCUCGCAGUAUUGUGUUUAGUAUUGGUCCUAAGUAUUGCAGUGAAAUUAAAAGUAUAAUAAGAGCUAGCGACCGCAAUUACCGCCAGCUAGCAAUUGUGUUGAAUGAUACCUCUGCUUUAACUUUAGAUGAAAUUGUUUCGGAAGCUUCCGAAAAGUGGGAUGUCAGUUAUGUUUCGCUGAGCUAAGUUUAGAAUUUACCAUGGAUCGCGUGUGGCCAGAGAUGCCAGUGCAAGAGGUAACUUUCAAGCAUUUGAAGAAGUUUCACUACUUACAAGUUUACAUAGGUCCCAAUCAUAUGGGCAUACUAUUUCGUUUGAAAAUUCCAAAACUGGAGUCGGCAUCAAUAGUUCUUGACUCGCUGGCUAAUGAGGAAGCAAUGUACUGGGAAGAUCCUUUAAUAGAACUGUUGGAAUGUGAUGAACUGAGAUCAUUGGAAGUUGAUUUGAACAGCACUAUGUGGGAUAACUUUUUUGGAGUGAAAAGACCGAAAAUGGAGCGUCUGGUGAUACGACGCGCCAGUGAUGAAUGCCAUGACCGGGAUUGGAAUCAACUUUUCAGUAAUAUGCCGAACAUAAAGCACGUAGAAUUUGCUUUCUCAAACGAUAUUAUGCUUUCGAGUUUGGUUAAUAAUUGUAAACACAUCGAGCAGAUUAUGUUUUACGGUUUUUGUCUCCAUCAUGGAUCUUUUGCUAAUAACAUGGAGCUACUCCAACUAAAGCAUGUACACUUGGAUGGCUGGUUAACCGGAUCACUGUUUUCCUCAGAAGGUCGGUUGGAUUUGUUUCAUCUAGAUGAGCUGACAUGGAAGUAUGUAGAGUUGGCACCUGCUCAAGGCACUUUCACAAUCGUCGCACCUGAAUUAAAAAGGCUGACUUUGAGAGGUUGCGAUUACAAGCGGUUUCUGUUAGAAAUCGGUGACUGUUUGGAAGACGUAGAUAUGGAUUAUUACGAAACUCAAAUAAUGACACCGAACUUUUUCGGUUCGCUGGAACAUCUUCAGAGACUUACCCUGCAUAUCAAUAGUAACUCUCAGAAGUUGGCACUGGAAAUAGCACCGAUGCUGAGACUCAAAUACUUCGAAUUAGUAUGUUCUACGGAACGUCACGGAUACAACUGUAAUGCUCUAUUUCGCGGCAUUUGUGAGAAUUGUCCAGAGCUGGAAGAGAUGUGCAUACGUAACGAGCACGAGCACGAACUCAGACUAGGCUACUCUUUCUUUGUGCAGUUGGUUAGACUAACGCAGCUUCGUAUACUUACAAUGCACUACGUUACUCUGCUUGACGUUACCGGAGACAUGCCGCUGCGGCAUUUACAGCGGUUGAAUAUUUGGGGGUGUACAAUUUGUGAUAAUUCAUCAAAACAAUGUUUCUUUUUUCGAGCAGAAGAAAACAAAAUGGAUACCUCAGAGAACGCGGUUCAAAUGACUUAGUGUUGGAAAAUAUCUGGAAAAAUUAUACAAACAUUUUACACUGAAAACAGCAAACGAAGGAAAUUGGUUUUACAAUUAAACAUAACAACAUCACCAUAGUUAGCAGCAUUCAUCACGCAGGCAGGAAAUGUAACCAGUUUUUUUUAAGUAGGUUUGAUAAUGCCAAAUGGUUAAAUCAACGAAAAAGGUCUGGAGAUAGGUAUCCGAUUUAAGGUGAAGUGGAAAUUCGAGAAAGUACUUCGAACUCAUUGUAACAAAAGUAAAGAAAUAUCAAUAUUAGCAGAAUUCAAUAGUUUUGUCUUUGCAUAUUGUUUGAGAAGUGUGUGUUCGUAAAUUUUAGUAUUCGUAACAGUGAACUUUAUUUGUACGUCAUAAUUAUUUAAAAGAGAGAUAAGGUAGUUCUUAGUGUAAGCAUGUAGAAUGUGACAUUUUAGGGGCUAUUUUACGCAUUUGAAAACAAAAAUUUCCGGACUACUUCGUGAUUAGGGCGAAACUAGAUAGGAAAACAAGCAAGGAUUCGCCCUUAUCACGAAGUAGUCCGGAUUUGUGUUUAAAUUCCGAUAUUCUAGACCCGAAAGUUCUUUAAAAAUCGCCCCAUGCAUGUUUAAUUUAUUUGUGCACUAUUAUGAAAUUAAAAACAUCACAAAUAGCCAUAAUACACAUUAGGCUAAAAACAUAUGAAUCUUUUGUAGGUCCCUUAUGCCCCUUAUGUACUAUUAUGUUAGAUAUUAAAUUAUUUUGUUCAUAUUAACAGAAAAUAUAUUAUAAUGCACAACUGA